Molecule: messenger RNA, 2355 nt
Organism: Candidozyma duobushaemuli
Lineage: Eukaryota; Fungi; Ascomycota; Pichiomycetes; Serinales; Metschnikowiaceae
Exons: 1
Coding region: 1-2355 (784 amino acids)
Source: RefSeq, a predicted model, not a curated record
AUGAGUGUUUUGCAGCGGAAAAUACGAAACUACUUGGACCUUAAGCGUGAUCUUGAGUCUCAGUACAAGUCCGUAAUCAAGUCCACCAGCGACUCCAACACCGGCCUACAAGACUUGUAUGAGUUUGACCAGCUAUGCUACCUGUACCAUGCAUUGAAGUCUUAUUAUGAUAUUUCUCGAAGCAAUUGGGAUCUGGACUACAGAAACCUUUUGGACGACUUGGCCUCCAUAGUACUGAGAAUGGAAGACAAGAUCCCCAUCGCAGACAUCUUGGCCCAGGCGCCCAAAUUGACUGUCGUGAGACGUCAAUUGCGUGAAAAUGCCAAAGAAGGAGGCAAGGUCGCUUUUAGUAUGGUGCUGCUGAAUGCCGAUAUGGAAAGUUUCCGUCUGAUUGUCAUGUCGCUCGACCUCAAUCAUGUUGAUGUGGAUAGCACAUCUCUGCGACAGCUAUCCCUGAAGGCAGAGACACCGGAGCAGCAAGGAAAGACGGCAUCGACUACCUCAAAACCCGAACAGCCUGCUCCUUCAAAACAGCAUGCUACCCAGCCACAAACAACAACUCCGAGAGCCUCAAACGAGCAGAAACAAACAGAAGCAACACCUCCGACUGCUCAGAACGCACCUCAGCCGAAGGGUACAUUGCCUGGUGCAGUGGUACCACUGGCGGUACAAGCCACAAACCAACAGACUCCACAAACAUCUCGAUAUUCACCAAAUAAUAGGCGCACACCAGGCUCUUUAUCACAGCCAACUCCUUCGCUACAAAAGCCUACGGCUUUCGCCAGCCAAAAGAGGCCAACACAACUGGACUCAUCGCCUCAAAAGCGCCCUAAGCAAGUCUUCUUCACUCAUUUGAACGACUGGACACCUGAGCAUGUGCAAUGCGUUUUCAGAUGUGCUAUCAUGGCGCCCCAUCGAGUUUCAGAAAGCAUCCAAGAAGGAUUCGAGAAGUCUUUCAACAUCAAAAUUUCCCUCGAAGCAGCUCACGCUCUUCAACUGCAUUACGGCAUCCUCCCAGAGACCAUGAACGACUACAAAUAUUACAUGCAAUCAUUCCACACUGUGGCCUCGAAGUUCUUCGCCAACAGGCAACAUUACGUCACUGAGCCAUGGGCUGAAUUAAAGAAACUGUUUCUGCGGAAAACAAACCUUCAGCUUUCGGACGACGACGUGAAGGGUCGCUACGAACUUUUCAUUCUUCAUAGACAAACCUAUGGCCCACAAGGCGAACCUCCAGCCUACUACGAAAACGCUUGGAAUGAGUUCAAGCGAAUUUACUCCUUCAGGCAAAGUCAACGGAAGGACACAGGUAAGUCUUUCUUUGCCAGCGCAAAUGUGAACCAAGGUGGAGCCUUAAAAAGUGCCAUGACUUCAAAGCCCCACAACCCAAUAACCUGGUCAAUAAGGGCAACGCUGGAGCUUGUAAGAGCACAAGCGACAAUUGCUGCUACCAGGCCGGGCCGUAUUUUGGAAGUUCAAAAGCACUUAAGAGCUGCCGGCUUUGACUUUUCACUCGAAGAGAUUAUCACAAAACUGAGUGAGCGAGGUGUAAUGAACUCUAUAAACGAUCUCCAGAGGAUGCUAGAAAGAGAACAGUUAAAACAAAGGCAAUUGGGUCAAAAUGGACAAAAUGCUACUCAUUUGCAAGGAUUUGACAUUUCUAAUGCUCAGAGAACGCCUUCCUUACCUGGAACUCAAGCUCCAUCUAGUCAAGCCCCAUCUAGUCAACCAGUGGCAUCCAGUCAACCAGUACCAUCUACGCAGACUCAGCCAGCUCAGUCCGUUUCGACAAAGGCAACCAAUGGCUUGCUGGGGAACAAACCUGAUGUGCCUUCGGCGACUUCUGCCUCACAAGUCCCAUCAACCCAACCUGAGAAAAAGUCACCACAAGCAGACUCAGUGAAGCAACCAGCAGCAAGUUCGCUGACUGCAAGAAGUCCGUCAAGUGAUUCAGAUUUACCAAAAGGUGUAAGACGGGUCAGCGCUAACGUGGGACAGAAACCGAAUCACUUCGAUAAUCUUAUAGCUAAGGUUACGGAUGCAGUUCGUCCCAACUGGCAUUACUUGAAUCGUUUCAAAAAUCUUCCUGUCACAGCAUUUUGGGACUAUGACAAAAACUUGACCAUCACAUCCACCGUUGAUCACAUUAGUCAAAUUUCUGAAAACACCCAAAACCCGACCGAGAGAGUGGCAAGGGCAAACCUUAUAAAAUUGAUUAUGCUCCGCUUUUUACGAAAACAUCUGAUCAUCGUGACAGAAGAGUAUCUCGAAGCCAGACUCAUCAAAAUGAUGGAGAAGGACGUCUUUGAUGCCGCUGCUUGUCGCUUGAUUAAUGAUCAAAUCAUGAAAAAAUAA